GCCAACGGUAAUGCUUAUGCAAAUGGCGAUGACAAUGCAAUUGGCACCCUUUAUCCCUAACUCGCGACAGGGACAACCCCAAAACCUUAAUUUUCCGAACAAACAUUUAACAGUCGCUUGUUGCUCUCUUCGCAAUUCAGACCUCCUCGUAUCUCAGAGACUUGUCCAUCAAUUCAAUCCCAAGAUUCCCAUAGAGGAAGCAGUUACACCGCCAACAUCAUGGUACACUGACCCCUCUUUCUUCCACCUCGAACUCGAUCGCAUCUUCUACAGAGGCUGGCAAGCUGUGGGAUCCACAGAGCAGAUAAAGGAUCCCCAUGACUUUUUCACUGGAAGAAUAGGAGAUGUGGAAUUUGUGGUGUGUCGAGAUGACAGUGGGAAGGUCCGGGCCUUUCACAAUGUCUGUCGUCAUCAUGCCUCUCUUCUUGCUUCUGGAAGUGGACAGAAGUCCUGCUUUGUCUGCCCUUAUCAUGGGUGGACAUAUGGAUUAAAUGGAACACUUCUUAAGGCGACUAGAAUAUCAGGAAUACGGGAUUUCAAUGUAAAUGAUUUUGGCCUUAUACCAAUCAAAGUAGCUACCUGGGGGCCUUUUGUUCUUCUCAAUUUGGAAAAAGAGAGUCUUUCUCAAAAGGAACUUGAUAGUCAUAAUGUGGCAAAGGAAUGGCUUGGUAGCUGUUCAGAAAUUCUGCAUACCAAUGGAGUUGAUUCUUCACUAAGUUAUGUUUGUAAACGUGAAUACACCAUUGAAUGUAAUUGGAAGGUAUUCUGUGAUAACUACUUAGAUGGUGGCUAUCACGUUCCAUAUGCACAUAAAGGCCUAGCAUCUAGUCUUAAGCUUGAUUCCUAUUCUAUCACAAUGUUUGAAAGGGUUAGCAUCCAAAGUUGUGAAGGCAGCUCAGGGAAAAGCAAAGAGAAUUAUGAUCGGCUUGGAAGAAAAGCUAUAUAUGCUUUCAUUUACCCAAACUUCAUGAUUAACAGGUAUGGACCUUGGAUGGACACCAAUCUUGUACUUCCACUAGGACCCAACAAAUGUCAAGUAGUAUUUGACUACUAUCUUGAACACUCUCUACGGGAUGACAAAGAUUUCAUAGAGAAAAGUUUACAAGAAAGUGAGAAAGUGCAGAUAGAAGAUAUUGUGUUGUGUGAAGGUAUCCAGAAGGGCCUCCAGUCCCCAGCAUAUUGUGUGGGCAGAUAUGCUCCUACAGUUGAGCAGGCCAUGCACCAUUUUCAUUGUCUGCUUUAUGAAAACCUGACAAAAUAAAUUUCAUUGUUUAUUACGGAUAAUUAAUUACUGGAGCAACCAAUAAGAACAGAAUUCAAUACUUGCACUGGGUGUAUGACUGAAUUUGAAAUUGAUGCAUGUCAUGUAAAUAGUACGCUAGAGAGGUUUUUGUUAUUUUGAAUAAAUAUCACCUAUG
Gastrolobium bilobum is the source of this 1418-nucleotide messenger RNA. Its product is annotated as choline monooxygenase, chloroplastic. Bases 11 to 1261 code for a protein of 416 amino acids. Gene Ontology annotation, molecular function: iron ion binding; 2 iron, 2 sulfur cluster binding. The transcript is spliced from 10 exons. NCBI's taxonomy places the organism in Eukaryota, Viridiplantae, Streptophyta, Magnoliopsida, Fabales, Fabaceae. The record is from RefSeq and is a predicted model, not a curated record.